Aspergillus terreus NIH2624 is the source of this 1635-nucleotide messenger RNA. RefSeq lists its product as uncharacterized. The record is from RefSeq and is a predicted model, not a curated record. Gene Ontology annotation, biological process: nucleoside metabolic process. The transcript is spliced from 4 exons. Bases 1 to 1635 code for a protein of 544 amino acids. Gene Ontology annotation, molecular function: catalytic activity. NCBI's taxonomy places the organism in Eukaryota, Fungi, Ascomycota, Eurotiomycetes, Eurotiales, Aspergillaceae.
AUGACAUCUCGGACCCACCAUGACUAUACAGUUGCAUGGAUCUGCGCCCUGCCGCUGGAAAUGGCAGCUGCGAAAACCAUGCUGGAUGAGAUCCACGACCCUCUUCCUCAGCCACUGAAUGAUCAAAAUACUUAUACCCUCGGCAGAGUCAGUGGUCACAAUGUGGUGAUCGCCUGCCUACAAUCUGGUAUCUUUGGAGUUACAUCCGCUGCUAUUGCGCUGGCGCAUUUCUUGCCAACCUUCCCAUCCGUCAAGUUUGGGCUGUUAGUAGGCGUUGCGGGUGGAGUCCCCAGCGCAACUAACGAUAUCCGCCUUGGUGAUGUCGUUGUGAGCAAGCCUACCGGAUCCUCAGGGGGUGUGAUUCAAUAUGAUUUCGGAAAGGCGCUGGUUGGCGGUCGAUUUCAGCAAACCGGUUUCUUGAACAAACCACCCCAACUCCUACUGACUGCGAUGGCUCAAGUGGAGUGUAAUAAUAUGAUAAGGCGGACCUCUCUUAUAAAAGUUAUGUCGAAUGCAUUGGACAGGAACCGAAGCAUGAAGGGUCACUUUCCACGCCCAGAUCAUGACCAUCUCUUCCGCGCAACAUACUCUCACCAGGACGGGAGCUCUGACUGUUCAUCGUGCAACAAAGACCAUAUUGUGUCUCGCGCACCCCGGUCUACAGAAGAGCCCCAAGUGCAUUACGGCCUAAUUGCGUCUGGAGACCAAGCCAUGGACGACCCUCAGAAGCGAGAUGCUAUUGCACAACAACUGGAUGUACUGUGCUUUGAGACAGAAGCUGCAGGCGUAAUGAAUCAACUGCCGUGCCUCGUCAUUCGUGGUAUCUGCGAUUAUUGUGACUCUCACAAGCACGAGAAAUGGCAGGGCUAUGCGGCUCUCACAGCUGCUGCCUAUGCAAGAGAGCUUUUGUCCGUUGUUCCGGUCCACCAGGGAAACAGGGUUCUAACCGAGCUUUCCUGGCACCAAAAGAAGGAGUUGGAGGAGCGCGAAGCAUUUCUGCAUUGGAUUCCAACCGAUAACUACGAUCAGAUGUACGAAGCGCUUCUGGAGAAAAGAUCACUGGGAACUUGCGAAUGGAUUAUCGAAACGAAAGCCUUCCAGACUUGGCAACAGAGGACGUCAUCCAGUCUGCUUUGGUGCUAUGGAAAGCCGGGUAUCGGAAAGUCGGUUUUAUUACAAGAUCUGGCCGAACCAUCUCGGAUGGUGUCGGCCAUGCUUAAACAACUUUAUCGACAGAAAGGAAGCAUCCCUCAGGAGCAUCUUCGGUUCAUGCAGAUGUCGCUUCGCCCUUCGCUAGCCGACCUUUGCGAUAUUUUCACAUCCUACGCAUCGUUGUCGUUCGGGAAGGUCUUCCUUCUGGUCGAUGCACUGGACGAGUGUCCGUUUGAAGCAAGACACCGAAUGGUCCGCUUCUUAUCCCACAUCCUGCAGCAUGUACCAGGCAUCAAAAUCUUGGUCAUGUGUCGAAAGGAAUUGGACAUCCAAGAAGCCUUCCAGGAACAUCCGAGCCUACUUAUUGGGAAGCAAGACGUCAGCCGCGAUAUCAAAACAUAUAUCACUACGGAGGUUAGGCGACUCAGAAGAGGCUACCAUGGAAAGAAACUUCUGAUGGACAGCCAUACCUGCAAAUACUGA